Molecule: messenger RNA, 1266 nt
Organism: Scleropages formosus (Asian bonytongue)
Lineage: Eukaryota; Metazoa; Chordata; Actinopteri; Osteoglossiformes; Osteoglossidae
Gene: gatad1
Product: GATA zinc finger domain containing 1
Exons: 5
Coding region: 238-975 (245 amino acids)
Biological process (GO): chromatin organization; regulation of DNA-templated transcription
Cellular component (GO): nucleus
Molecular function (GO): sequence-specific DNA binding; zinc ion binding
Source: RefSeq, a predicted model, not a curated record
AUGGGAGGAGCAGAGAUGUGUCGCUACCGCUUUGUGUCGUUUAUCAGAAAACUUAAAAAUAAGGCAAGCUGUCGGUAAUUCGCAUAUCUUAACGUCCUCCUCCUACAGGUAUUCAAGUGUCAUACGUCGGUUGGUGGACGCACACGGUGCAGCUGCCUAGCUUUUCAGUUUGCUAGCUGCUCUGGCAUCUCCUGUCAGCCGUGUGCUCAGCGUUAGUUACGUCGUUACGCGGCCGACAUGCCACUCGGUUUGAAGCCGUGCUGCGCUGUUUGCAAGACAAAUACGUCUUCAAUGUGGAAGAAAGGAAGCCAGGGAGAAAUACUGUGUAAUAGCUGUACGGGAAAAAGCAGCACGGCUGGUGGCACAGGACCCGCCGUGGCCUCCAGCGCCCAGCAGAAUAAUGGCGGUGGGAAACAGUCUAAGCAGGAGAUCCACAGGAGAUCAGCAAGACUGAGAAGCACGAAGUACAAGGCGCCCGCCUCGGAGAAGAAGGUGUCCACAAAGGGGAAGGGCCGCAGGCACAUCUUUAAGCUCAAAAACCCAAUUAAGGCUCCAGAAUCGGUAGCUACAAUUAUCACAUCCGAAUCCGUUUUUUAUAAGGGUGUGUAUUUUCAGAUAGGAGAUGUCAUCAAAGUAAUCGAUGAGGAAGAUGGGAAGCCAUACUAUGCUCAGAUUCGGGGAUUUGUUCAAGACCAAUACUGUGAGAAAAGUGCAGCGUUGACGUGGCUUUUACCAACACAGGCCAGUCCCAAAGAUCAGUUUGACCCAGGAACAUAUAUAAUAGGACCAGAGGAAGAUCUACCAAGAAAAAUGGAGUACCUCGAGUUUGUUUGUCAUGCUCCUUCCGAGUAUUUCAAAUCCAGAAGUUGUCCAUUUCCUACUCUUCCUAGUCGUCCAGAGAAAGGCUAUAUUUGGACACAUAUUGGUCCCACGCCAGUGACUGCGCUUAAGGAAUCUGUGGGCAGCGGUACUUAGAUGAAUGCUGAUACAGGGGACUGCAGCUUUUAAACAAAGCUGCAACCAAGAGGAUGUUGUCAAUUGGAACCUAGUGGUUCAGCAAACUGUAUACUACUGUAAUUCUACAGAUGUUGGGGUUUUUUUUUUUUAAAAAAAGCCCUCUCAAGACAUUAAAUGCAAAUAAAAGGUGUUCAUCUUCAAUCACAUGUGACUUCAUGUACAGCAGAGUCAGAUUCUUUCGUUGGUCCACAUUCCAGGACAGAAUUAUUCUGACAAUAAUAAUGGAGAAAAAAAAAAUCACAGAAAAAA